CAUGUCAAAAAAGGCUGCACACUACUACUUCUUGACCUUCUGCAUUACUUUACGCUCUGGAUAACUAUGUGGCAAAUUAAAUCUCGCAACAGGAUCAACGAGAUGAGAUGGCUGAAGUUAUGAAGUUAGUGGAUGUGGCACGAGUUGUGCGUAGGCAAGGGGAAUAUAGUCUCACUCUGAUUUCUCCUGACAUCUAUAAGUUCCUCUUUAUUUAUUAUCAUACAGCUUUUAUUAUCUAAAUAGCACACGGAUGAGAACUUGAUUUAAACUGGCUGUAUUUUUUGUAUUUUACAACUUUAAGUGUGUGGCUUCAUGAAAUUGUUUGCAGGGCGCUCGGCAGACCGGUAGCUGUAUAUGGAUUAAGACUGAAAAUGAGAUGUUCAUUUCUGCGACUAAGAAGAAAGCAGUACGUCCUUUCACUCGUGUUACUGCUGACUCUCUGUGUACUGCUAUUCAUGCAAAACUACUCCGUUGGACCUUUGCUUCCUUCAGCUCUUCCAGAUGACAUCCAGACAUUUCGCACAUAUAAUAUUGACUGCUCGGCCAUAUAUGACAUGUACCCGGUGGAGGUGGGUAAAUCGCUGAUCAUCAGGAGGAAACAAAAUGUGGAGGACACGGAUGAAAGGCUGAUUAACCUCACCAUAAACUGCUCUUUAUUCAUCAAGUCCAGAGGUUAUGACAAAGUGUGCCUCACUGAGGAGGAGAAAGACUUCCCCCUUGCUUAUUCUUUAGUUGUGCAUAAAUCUGCGGUGAUGGUGGAGAGACUUAUCAGAGCAGUUUACUCACCGAAUAAUAUCUACUGUAUCCACUAUGAUCAGAAGUCUUCAGCUCAGUUUAUUGCAGCCAUGGAUGGUUUAGCACAGUGUUUGCCCAACGUCUUCAUAGCCUCCAAGCGAGAAACCGUCUAUUAUGCAAGCAUCACUCGACUAAAAGCCGACCUGAACUGUCUGUCUGACCUUUUGGAGUCAAAAGUUCAGUGGAAGUAUGUCAUCAAUCUCUGCGGACAAGAUUUCCCCCUCAGAACCAACAUAGAGCUGGUGUCCGAACUGAAGAAGUUAAAUGGCAAAAAUAUGUUGGAGACAACCCGACCGUCUGAGCAGAAAAAGGGGAGGUUCACCUUUCACUACGAGCUGAAAGAUGUCAACUCUGCUUUUAAAAAAACGCUGCAGAAAACGGAGCAACUUAAAACCCUGCCUCCUCAUGGUAUUGAGAUGUUCGUUGGCAGUGCCUACUUUGUCUUGUCACGUGACUUUAUUGUGCAUGUUGACUCCUCCGUUGUGGUGAAAGAUUUUUUGGCGUGGUCAGAGGACACUUACUCACCUGAUGAACACUUCUGGGCCACGCUUGUGCGACUGCCUGGCGUACCUGGGGAGGUGCCCAGAUCCCAGCCUGAUAUCACUGACCUGAAGAGUAAGACAAAGCUGGUGAAGUGGCAUUACCUGGAGGAGAAACUCUACCCACCUUGCACAGGACAACACGUCCGCAGUGUAUGUAUUUAUGGUGCAGCGGAGAUGCGUUGGUUACUGAACUAUGGUCAUUGGUUUGCCAAUAAGUUUGACCCAAAAGUGGACCCCAUUAUCAUUCAGUGCCUUGAGGAGAAGCUGAAAGAAAGACAAAAGCUUUUCCAAUCAGCGGCAUCAACAACCUGUCGGAAAGGAUAACCUACCUAAGCUAAAGUAUAAACCUUUUAUAAUUAGUCGAUUCACCAAAUCAUUCAUUUACAGAAAUGUUUGGGAAUCAAUUAAUCAUUUAAGUUGGUAGAAGUUAUCAUUAUGGAUUCAUCUGUCAAUUGUUUUCUUGAUUAUUUAUAAAAUGUGAUGUUUCCCAAAACCCAAAAUGACAUCUUUGAAUGUUUUGUUUUGUCCAAAACCCAAAUAUGUUCAGUUUACUGUGAUAGAACACUAAAGAAACCAGAAAGUAUUCACAUUUGAAAGGAUGUAAAGAGAGAAUUUUAGCAUUUUUCCUUAAGAAAAUUACUCAAAAUGAUUAAUUGACUGUCAAAAUUUGAGAUUGACUGAUGAAUUAAGAAGAAUUUUAGGGCAUUUUUUUUCUGUAAGUAUGAAAAACAUUUUAUACUUCGAGCUUCUCAAAUAGUUUGUUUCAGCUCUACUAAUGUGUGCAAUAUUUGGUCGCAGGACUGUGUUAAUAUGGCAUCAAAGAGAUGGCGUCUUUCUCACACUCACUGUCAAAGGGUGUAAAUACUUCAGGGCUUUUUAAACAAUUGACAUAAAUGUGGUGUCGACAUUUUGUAUCAUUAACACUUCAGAGCUUAAACGAUAGGUUCACAUUUAAGUCUGCCUUAUAUGAUAUAUGGUGCGUUACAUACAUUAGGGGGGUUGUGCAAGUUACAAUCUAUGGACCCGACUACGACUCUGUAAUAUCAGCAGCCUAACUGUGCUGUGUAUUGAUAAAUCUAUGAUGAUGUUCGAGGUGCUAAAGCAUCAGACGGAUUUAUAAUUGCUCCUUUUUUUCUCAAUCCCACCCUUCUGUCAGUUUUAUAGCAGUUCUAUUAACUCAAAAUUACAACUGAUGCAAUAUUGAUAUCAAAGAAGCCAUACAGAAGUCUCUCUUAAGCGCAGCAGCAACCGACAAAGGGAAAGAGAAAGUGUGGCAGCACCAGAAAUGAACUGAGCACAGUGAAAAAAGUGCCUUUGCAUGCUCUCAUUUUUUCU
Molecule: messenger RNA, 2672 nt
Organism: Scomber scombrus (Atlantic mackerel)
Lineage: Eukaryota; Metazoa; Chordata; Actinopteri; Scombriformes; Scombridae
Product: beta-1,3-galactosyl-O-glycosyl-glycoprotein beta-1,6-N-acetylglucosaminyltransferase 4-like
Exons: 2
Coding region: 372-1661 (429 amino acids)
Cellular component (GO): membrane
Molecular function (GO): acetylglucosaminyltransferase activity
Source: RefSeq, a predicted model, not a curated record